Messenger RNA from Phytophthora sojae, 765 nucleotides. RefSeq lists its product as hypothetical. The transcript is spliced from 2 exons. Gene Ontology annotation, biological process: carbohydrate transport. Gene Ontology annotation, cellular component: membrane. Bases 1 to 765 code for a protein of 254 amino acids. Lineage: Eukaryota; Oomycota; Peronosporomycetes; Peronosporales; Peronosporaceae. Gene Ontology annotation, molecular function: sugar transmembrane transporter activity. The record is from RefSeq and is a predicted model, not a curated record.
AUGUCGAUGCAGUCGCUGGCCAAUGCGGCCUACAUGACGUACUUCCUGGCGGCCAAGUCCGUGCCCGUCGUGGCCGUGGGCUCGUCCAUCGUAUUCGCCAUAUCCCCGUGGCCUACCGUCGCCACCAUCCGCCGCGCGCGCAGCACGCUGCAGUUCUCGUUCGCGCCGUUCUUCUUCUACUUCGUGCAGAGCGUCAUCUACACGCUGUAUGGCUGGACGACGAGCAACCCCGUGGUGGGCGGGACCUCGCUGCUGGGCGCCGUGCUGGGCUCGUACUACGUGCUCGUGUUCUACAAGUACGCGCGCGACAGGACGCAGGCCACGAGGAUGCUGACGUCGGCCAUGCUGGUGAUCCUGCUGCUGGCGCACCAGGUCGUCACGCGCUCGCCCGAGGAGACGCAGAUGCUCACGGGCAUCCCGGCCAACAUCCUGUCGGUGUUCACGGCCGCGUCGCCGUUGCUGCAGGUCAAAAGCAUCUUGCGCCGUAAGGACGCGUCCUGCCUGCCUCUGGGCAUGUCAGCCAUGAACGUCGUGGCCGGCACGAUUUGGAUGAUCUACGGCAUCAUGCUCGGCGACCCGCUGGUCAUCUGCCCCAACCUGUUCGCGCUCACCAUGGGCUCGAUUCAGGUGUCGCUCAUCCUGCUCUACCCGGGAGGCAAGGACAGCGGCGCUGCCGAGCCGAAGGCCAAGGCGUCGCCUCCGACCAAGCCGGCGAAGAAGAACUUGAGCCCUCGCAACAGGAAGAAAGUCGAGCACCCGGAGUGA